Messenger RNA from Bolinopsis microptera, 1324 nucleotides. Its product is annotated as cytoplasmic 60S subunit biogenesis factor ZNF622-like. NCBI's taxonomy places the organism in Eukaryota, Metazoa, Ctenophora, Tentaculata, Lobata, Bolinopsidae. Gene Ontology annotation, cellular component: preribosome, large subunit precursor. The record is from RefSeq and is a predicted model, not a curated record. Gene Ontology annotation, molecular function: nucleic acid binding; zinc ion binding. The transcript is spliced from 10 exons. Bases 16 to 1116 code for a protein of 366 amino acids. Gene Ontology annotation, biological process: ribosomal large subunit biogenesis.
UUUGAGCAUAUAGCGAUGUCUUUGACAGAGAGUUAUACCUGCUUGACCUGCCAGGUCAGCUUCAAGGACGUUGACCUCCAGAGAGAACAUCACAAGUCGGAUUGGCAUUGGUAUAAUCUUAAGAGAAAGGUAGUACAGUUGCCUCCAGUUGCCCCCGAAGAGUUCAAGACAAAGGUGUUAGAGCAGAAACAACUUGAAGCAACCAAUAAUCUUUCACACCAAUAUUACUGUAACACUUGCAAGAAGAAGUUUAACUCUCAAAACACCUUCAAUACUCACCUAAAGUCUAAAAAACACGUGCAGAUUAGUACCCCUGAAAAUGCAGGAGAUUAUGUGGUGCUAUCAAGCGAGGCGUUGACUGAGAAAGAAAGGUUGAGAGCCGAGAGCGUGGAGAAAGAGUCAGUUUCUGAUGUAAAUUCCGAGAUCGCGGAAGAAGAAUUUGAGGGUCUGGGAGUAAACGAGUGUUUGUUCUGUUGUCACUGGAGUCAGAACAUGGAGAAGAACCUGAAACACAUGACCAACGAACAUUCCUUCUACAUUCCUGAUCCAGAGUUUAUGACGGAUAUAGCCGGAUUCAUAACAUACCUGGGUAUCAAAGUGGGUGCUGAUAACGAGUGUAUAAAAUGUGGGGAUGUUGGAAAGCAAUACAGAUCAAUAGAAGCAGUACAGAAGCACAUGAUAGACAAGGGACACAGCAUUAUAAACUCAGAAGGUGAAGCUUACCUGGAAUACAGUGAUUUCUACGACUUCUCCACAUCCUACCCUGACUUUGAGAUGAUUGAUAAUGUAGAUGCUCCUGUUAAAAGUGAUCACAAGAUUUGGGUUGACGAUGAGAUGAUGCUGGUACUCCCAAAUGGAGCGAGGGUGGGACACAGGUCUAUGAAGAUAUACUACAAACAGAACCUCUCCAUAGAGGACAGGAGUGUUAGAAAUAACUCUGCCAGGAUACAACUGCUCAGAAAUUACAAAGCGAUCGGGUGGUAUAACGGCCAACAGGGUAAGAUGAAGCUCAAGGACGAGAAACGAACCAUCAUGAUGAGACAGAAACAGACGCUGAGACUGAACCAGAAGGCUAACAAAUUCCAAACAUAUUUCAGACCUCAAGUUAUUUUCUAGAUGAUGCAGUUUUUAAUAUUCUGGAGUUUUUGUUGAAGUUAAGUUCUAGAAACAUUGGACGUUUUCACCCAAUAUCUUAAAUAUGCCGGGAAUUAUAACUGAGUUUUAGUUAUAAGAUUGCUGAAAAGUUUCAUGUGAUAUUGAGUGGAUGUUUUAUGUAAUUGUAGAAUGGAGAGUUUAAUUUAUUUACUUUUAAAUGCCUGCUUAA